Molecule: messenger RNA, 1049 nt
Organism: Cynara cardunculus var. scolymus (artichoke)
Lineage: Eukaryota; Viridiplantae; Streptophyta; Magnoliopsida; Asterales; Asteraceae
Product: 30-kDa cleavage and polyadenylation specificity factor 30-like
Exons: 4
Coding region: 131-910 (259 amino acids)
Molecular function (GO): metal ion binding; RNA binding
Source: RefSeq, a predicted model, not a curated record
GGCGUCAGAAACUUUCGCCGUCGGUCUUCCGUUUUGCUCCGGCGUCCAGGUGUUACAAAUCCUUUCUUCGUGCCAACUCCCAAUUUCUCUCUUGGAUCACCGUCGAUAGAGUUUUGUAGUUCGAUUAAUUAUGGAGGAUGGGGAGGGAGGUCUAAGCUUCGACUUCGAAGGGGGUUUGGAAACAGGAACAAGGCAACCUACCGCGUCCGUACCAGUAAUCCGCCAAUCCGACGAUCUUAACAGUAAUAACAAUAAGGCACCAUCGGCUUCGCCACUCAACCUCAACUCGUUUUCCGUCGACCCUGCUGCUUCUGCCGCUGCCGCUUCCACCAGCUUCUCUGGAAGGAGGAGCUACCGUCAAACCGUGUGCCGCCACUGGCUCCGAGGGCUCUGUAUGAAAGGUGAGGCGUGCGGGUUUCUUCAUCAGUAUGAUAAAUCACGAAUGCCUAUAUGUAGAUUCUUUCGCUUGUACGGAGAGUGCCGAGAGCAGGACUGCGUUUAUAAGCACACCAACGAAGACAUCAAGGAGUGUAACAUGUACAAGUUCGGGUUUUGUCCAAAUGGUCCUGAUUGUCGGUAUAGACAUGCAAAACUACCGGGACCUCCUCCUCCGGUGGAAGAAGUACUCCGAAAUAUUCAGCAUUUAACUUCCUACAACUAUGGAAAUUCUAAUAGGUUUUUCCAGAACCGGAGUGCCAACCACCCUCAGCAAUCAGAAAAAUCUCAACUUCCACAAGAUGUGAAUGGUGUUAAUCAACUCAUCAGACCUGCCACAACGGGUUCUGCUUUUCAAUCUGUGCUUCUGCCACCACUGCAGCAGCAUCAGCAACAGAUUGGACAAUCUCAGCAACAGUGCCCCCUGCCUCAAGGAGCCUCUAGGUGUGUUCAGAGAUCUAAGGUUUUCAAUUAGGCACCAUCCGGUUCAUCUCUACCCAAAUUUCCGAAUUUGAAGCACUUGGAUUUGAAGGGUCUGUUUCCGUUUUGGAUGGCCAUUUCAAAUUCUCGAGAGCUCUUCAGAGUUGGGAACAUUUAUGCGUUGAAGAGAGUUA